Misgurnus anguillicaudatus (oriental weatherfish) is the source of this 886-nucleotide messenger RNA. RefSeq names its product translocase of inner mitochondrial membrane 10 homolog (yeast) (gene timm10). Gene Ontology annotation, biological process: protein insertion into mitochondrial inner membrane. The record is from RefSeq and is a predicted model, not a curated record. NCBI's taxonomy places the organism in Eukaryota, Metazoa, Chordata, Actinopteri, Cypriniformes, Cobitidae. Gene Ontology annotation, cellular component: mitochondrial inner membrane.
CACCGACUGGAUAGGAUCCACGUGGGUUCUUUCUCCGGUCAGGUACAGACGCUGAAGGUUAAGCAGUGCUGUCAGGGUGUUUUGUUUGUUUAGUGGAUCUGUGGGUAUUGUGUGAGGGUGAAAAGAAAGGUUUAUUUGAAAACAUGGACCCCAUGAAAGCGCAGCAGCUCGCCGCGGAGCUGGAGGUUGAAAUGAUGGCUGACAUGUAUAACCGCAUGACCAAUGCAUGUCACAGGAAAUGCGUUCCACCACACUACAAGGAAGCAGAACUUUCAAAGGGGGAGGCUGUAUGUUUGGACCGCUGUGUCGCCAAAUACUUGGACUUGCAUGAGAGACUUGGCCGGAAACUUACUGAGCUCUCGGUGCAAGAUGAGGAGUCGAUGAGAAAGGCUGCUGCUGGCACCAGUUAAGCACUGUAUAGUCCAGUAGUGAAUAUUGAAGGCAUGGAUGCUCUGGGGUUUUUGGGGGAGGAAACACUGUGGACAUGUACCUGGCAAUGUGUAUUAUAAUAUUAAUAACAUUCUAACAACUGAUUCACCGGGAGGCAUACUGGUGAAAGUUUCAGACUUUAUGCAAGAACCCGAGAUGACUUCUGGAAGAACCCUAAAAUCUGCAAUGGAGUCUGCAUAAACAUUAUUAAAAUGUUUAUCACAGGAAUCAAACUUUAUCUGUGUGGGGUGAUUUAUGAGGAUUUGUGAACUUGUGUGUCCAUGUCAUUGCUGUUUUUGUGAAUGUUUUUUAUGUUGAUAUUGUAUUUCUAAUAUUCUAAAUCAUUUUGCAAAAACAUACCUUGACUGGUUUACAAAAUUAAAUUCUUUUUAGUAUAUGUUAUUGAAGACAAUGUAGAGAAUAGGUUACCCCAAAAUAAAAAGUCUGUCAUUAUUUA